This is a messenger RNA of Chrysoperla carnea, 6415 nucleotides long. Its product is annotated as dyslexia-associated protein KIAA0319-like protein. The record is from RefSeq and is a predicted model, not a curated record. NCBI's taxonomy places the organism in Eukaryota, Metazoa, Arthropoda, Insecta, Neuroptera, Chrysopidae. The transcript has 5 exons. Gene Ontology annotation, cellular component: plasma membrane; cytoplasmic vesicle. The coding region runs from base 16 to 2928 and encodes 970 amino acids.
UUAGCCAUUAAAAAAAUGAGUGUACUCGUAAAAAGUGUUGUUUUCUUAAUUUUAAUUUAUGUACCAUUCGGUACAAAUUCCUAUUUUCGUGGUAAUAAUCCGUACGAGACAACUCCAUCCGGAUUAUGUCCGUAUAUGUAUCCAAAACAAUUUACAGGAUAUGCUCCGCGCGGUAAUCAAUCAGCGGGGAUUUUUACCCAUAUUGAUUAUGAACAUUCGCUGGAAGGAUGUUUAAAAACAUGUUGUCGAAAUAUUAAAACAUGUAAUGUGAUUUUUAUGCAUAAUACAACGUGUUAUCAUGUUCAAUGUUCUAGUGAUGAAUUGUGUUUACCAUUAUCGAAGCCUAGUCUGGAUCAACAAUCCGUGUUAGUUUUAGUUCGACCUGUGUCUGAUGUUACUUGGACUGAAUAUAUUGAGAAUGAUCCACAAAUAUCGAGCCAUUUGGAUGAUUUACAAGGGACAGAUCAUUAUGAUGUGGGUGACGUCCAAUAUUCCAAUGAUGACAUGGCCGCCGAUGAAAGUGGCUACGAAAACAUUCCCUUACCAAUUAGUGCAAAAAAAGAAUGUGUCACAACAAUGAAUUGUCGCGAAAACGAAGAAUGCGUUUUAGAUCCUAAAAAUAUUAACACAAAAAUAUGUAUUUGUAUGCCCGGUUUCUUUAUGAACACAACCGGAAAUUGUCAACGUGAAAAUGAGGCAAUUCAUGAGAUUUCCACCUCAAAACCAGCUAAAAAACAAUUAAUUGUAUCGGCAUUAUCGAAAGAAGUUCGUUUACCAGAAAGUGAGACAACAUUGUCAGCAUUUAUAGCACCUACCAGUGAUCAACCGUACACUUACGAGUGGAAAUUGUUAACACGCCCGAAAAAUUCCGAAGGAACAAUGAUUUUAGAUAAAAAUGGAGCUACCAUACGGUUAACACAUUUAACUGAAGGACUUUAUACAUUCCGGGUUACUGUCUCAAAUGCGGAUUCAUUCGGGGAAACUUUAGCAAAUGUUACAGUUUUACCUCCAAAACGUAUUAAUAAACCUCCAAUUGUUAAAAUUACUCCUCUAACACAAAUUGUGAGAUUGCCAACAACCGGAGCAGUUUUGGAUGGCUCUGGAAGUUCUGACGAUGAUGGUAUUAAAUCAUGGCAUUGGGAGUUACAUCGCGGUCCGCUGGAAUAUAGCCCACAUUUACCGGACACCGCCAUGUUACAACUGACCGAUUUAAAAAUCCCUGGGAAUUAUACAUUUAAAUUAACUGUGACGGAUACAGAUGGGGCAACAAAUUCAACAACAGCGAAUAUUACUGUUAUGAAAUUAACAGAUUAUCCACCGAUCGCGAAUGCAGGACAAGAUGCAAUUAUUUAUUUACCAAAUAACGAGCUAACUUUAAACGGAAAUUUAAGUACGGAUGAUCAUGAAAUUACUUCAUGGGAAUGGACAAAAGGACCUAGUGAUGCAAAUAAAGCUGUUGAUAUGCAAAAUACACGAUCACCAUAUUUAAAACUAUCCCAUCUGGAGGAGGGCUAUUAUACGUUUGUACUCCGAGUGACUGAUUCAGCGGGACAAAGUAAUUCCGCAGAAGUACAUGUAUUUGUAAAGCAAGCAUCUCACAAACCCCCAGAAGCUCAUGCUGGUGUUAAUCAAACAAUUAACUUACCUCAGACGUGGACAAUUUUGGAUGGAAGUAGUAGCAGUGAACAUAUUUUACAAUAUCAUUGGGAGUCACUUUCAGGACCAUCGAAUGUUUUUAUCCAGAAUGCAAAUGCUUCGAAAACAAAUGUUACUAAUUUGACACGGGGUCAAUAUGUGUUUCGUUUAACUGUCACAGAUGAUAGCGGGAAUGCUGCAACCGAUUUAGUUGUUGUUAAUGUGACACAAGUGAAAAACGAACGUCCAAAAGCUAAUGCUGGAGGUGAUCGUACAAUCGAGCUACCACAAACGUUAGUGAUUCUAAAUGGUUCUGGGUCUCAUGACGAUGUUGGAAUUGCCGUAUGGCAAUGGACUAGAGAUGAUAUUUCGUUAGCUAUUGGAAAUAUUUUAGGAAAUUCUGAUCGGACGGCGGAAUUAAUGUUAGGUGAUUUGGAACCCGGUCGUUAUGUGUUCCGUUUAAAGGUAUUCGAUGAGGAUGGUUUAUCGGAUGAAGAUACCGCAUCUGUUAUGGUUAAACCUGAUCCGAUGUUGGUGAAUGAGGUGGAAUUAACGCUUGGUGCACAGGCACGGACUCUUACACAAUCUCAAAUUAAAGGUGUGAUGCAGGAAUUGGGCUUGUUAGUACGCGAUGAAGCUACAUUAACUGUUCGAAUGAUUCGAACCGAACAACCUGGAGGCAGAGCCGUAGUCUCCUUAACCGCUCAUCAAGCAAAUGGAUCCCCUACUGCUGAAAAUAAAGUUUUGACCGCAAUUGAGUUAGAACGUUUAUUAAAAGAUAAAUUAUACCGUGAUAGCAGUUUACUACGAUUAUCUGUCGCAUCACUACGUACAACAAUUUGUCAAAAUAAUUGUUCGUCGCACGGUGUAUGCGAUGAACAUACACGACGCUGUCUUUGUGAAGCAUUUUGGAUGCAAAAUUUAUUUGAGAAAUAUUUUGGACGUGGUGAAGCUGAUUGUGAAUGGAGUGUUUUGUAUGUCGUAGUCGGUUUAUGUAGUGCUGGUUUAUGCGUUACUGGUUUUAUUUGGGGUAUAGCAUUCUUAUGUAGUCGAGCUUGUCAACAACGGCGUGUACGCACUUCGAAUCAACGACCACCAAAAUAUGCGUUACUUGAAGACGAUGAUCAGUCAAAUUUUUCAGGUCAAAAAAUGGUGAUAUCCGAAUCAGAUACAGACUCUGAUGUAUUAUUUGAAUCACGUAGUAAAAAUGGUCGAAAAGAAUUAGUUGGUAAUGGUUUUUAUCAAAAUGGUGGUAAUCGUUUAAAUAAAUUAGGACGUCGAAUAAAAACAUAGGGGUCAACUAUUCUAUAAAUAAAUUACUGCCAACCUAAGAGAGACAACCGAACACAUACAUCCACAUUGUAGACUUGGAGACACUGACUGAUAAAAUUUCAAACUUCAUUAAUUGUGGCGAUCUCUUAUAGGUCGAAUUACAUAAUUAUUGAAAAGCAAAAUGAUGGCCGUUUGAAGUGUAAUCGAACGACGAUUAAAAUAAUGUGUUAUAGACGUUAUUUUGUUGACUAAAUAUACCGCCUUUGCGGUAAUAUAGCAGCUGUUUGUUGUGAGAUGAUGCUGAUAUGUUGCCCACUGUAACCUUUCGUACUACAAACCUGGACAACUCUCAACAUGGUGAAGAAAAAUUGUCGUAUAUUGAGCAAGAAGAAUCUAUUUGUUAUUCUAGGUCCAUAAACUUCCACACUAGAUAUAUCUCCGUAAAUAACGCCUGUAACAAAUACUUUUAAUCGUUCUGCGAUUACGCCCCAACGACUAGUACUGUGAACGUUAUUUUCCUUUUCACUAAUUACGUAAUUAAUUCUGUUGGUGGGUCGCUAGACUUGAAACAAAUGGUUUGAAAUUUAAAGUCAGUGUCGCCAAGUUUAUUGAUAUAAAUAUAUAUAACGUGCCUAAAAAAAAAAAGAUAAAAUAAUAUUUAAAAUUUGCUUAAGCCUUUUUUUGAAGUCUUGUUCUCACGACGAAUCUAUUCUUAAGUUUUUCAAACGUUGUCACUCCUGUGAUGAAAUGUCUACCAAAUGUUACUCAAGGUCUGCCAAAGCUAUGGGUCGUGAGAAUUAGGUGUCGUAUUUAUAUUUUUUAAUUUUUUUAUUCAGUAUUUAUAUAAAGGGCCAUAUCUUGAUUUAAAGUUGGCCAUAAAUGUUCAUAAUUUUUAUCACUGGUUUUGGAGCUUAAGUUUUGUUAAAUCUGUAACAAUAUACUCCUGUCGAGGGAAUAGGGAACAAAAAUAUUGAACUUGUAUGGCCCGCUAAAAAAAAUCAUACCGGUUGCAUUUAAAAAUAUUGUGAUUUUAUUUUAUGUAUUAUGAUCCAUUUAUUUCCUAUUUAAAACGGAAGAUUUUAAUUUAAGAACGGAUGUUCUGUUUCUGUUUCGUAUCAUAAUUGAUUUUUGAAUAUUUUAUUUAAUUGUCUACUUGUCUGAAUAUCCGAAUAUUUCUCUGGAAUUUAAGAUUGCCGCGUAAUUAAAAAUUUUCCAGGAAUCUUGAAAGAAAAGAUCCCGGAUAUGAAAAUUUUCGUAGAAAUAAAGAGUAUGAUUUUUAAAAAUUUGACAAUAUCGGCCUACUUCUUGAAUAAAUAGUUUAUGAUGUCCAAAAAAUAAUUGAUAUAGGCGAAAUAUUUAAAAAUUAAAGAACGGGGUGUGGUCAUUAUCAAACUUUUUAGAAUUGGCCAAUUACGUGCAUGACGUGCUGAAAAAUUUUCAUUAUUAUUGGGAGUAAAUUUGUACACCAGAGGCCAAAUACUUGAAUGGUGAAAUUUCAAUAUUAGGUAAAAAUUCAUAUUUUGAUAACAUGAUAAAUUGCAGUAUAUAAACAAAACUCGCUGUUCUCGUAAAGGGAUCUUCUCACUUGUCUCCCGAGGCAGUUGCUGUUCUUGACAGAAGUUAAAAGGGUAGCUUAGGCGGUGAUUUUUUAGGAGGUGGUGAUGAAGCUUAUCGAAUAACAUCAUUAGUUUGAAGAAAUUUCUAACCAAAUGGACCGCAUCUCUCUAGCAUGUAUAGAAGAAAAAGGAUAGUUUUGGGGAAUAUUUUACCCAUCUUUCGAAGGAUUGAGAAGAAAAAAUUUACGUUUUACAGAUGAUCCUGUUAUUUUGAACCUGUUCCACGUCGAAGGGAAAAAACCCGGACUGUCUAACAUGAACAGAAAUGAAAAGGGCAGAUGCUUUUCCCAUUUUCAGGGGAUUGCGAUGUGGGUAAUGAAAGUUAUCGACGUAUUUUAUUAAUUUAACUUUAUUUAGAGUCGAUUGGUCAAAAUUCCAUCUCUCUAGCAUGUAUACAACUAAAAAAUAAAACAUCUUUCUAGCAUGACUAGAAGUGCCUUUUAGCUGCCAUCAUGGAAGGAAUACUCACCUACGUAAAUAAAGUAUCGUCUUCAAUUUUCUUAUCUCCCAACUCGAUUAUUUAAAUUAGAAAAACUUAAAUUUAAGCUUUUAAUUUUAAGGAAUGUUAGCAAAUAAAUUAUAAGGGUCCCGCGAAAUGGCGCGUAAUUUAAAUUGAACGAAAGCAAAUCAAUUGAUGGACACUUCUAAUUUUUCGGAUCUUUUACAUGUAAAAAUUGUUAAAUCCAAAAAAAAAGGAAUAUUGUUGAACAAAAAAAAAAGUACACAACUUUGUAAAUAUUAUUUAUUAGGAACAUUAAUUUGAACUGGUUUUGAAAUUGUUCCCUAAAGAAAAUUUGAUAUAAAAGAAAAGGCACAAACUGUGAAAUGACAGUACUUGGUCAGGAGACGGAGAAGAGAAAACGGAGUACUGUCUCUUUUUUAGUCAUAAAGAAAUCUAGUCUUUGUUGUAAUUUGUACUUAAGUGAAUAAAAGAAGUUUGUAAGUAUUUUUUAAAUGAAAUAUUUUUCAAAUUCGCUCUGUUGAGUUUCAAUAGAAAAUUUCUAAUAUGCUGCUUCUAAAGCAGUUUCACUUCUAAUUCUAAAAAAAUUAAUUUUUUUUAUUAAGGUUGUUAUGAAAGUGGAAGUUAGAAAGAAGACUACAUAGUAGAAAGAAGGCUUCUUUCUACCAUCCAUAGAACGAAGUAUCUACUGCCAAUUAUUAUAGAUUCUAUAUUUAAUUAUUUCGAAGAGAUUUUGAUGAUUAAAAAUAUCUUUUGAAUAAAGUCUGACAACACUGAAAUGUUUAUGUUGACAUUUUACGAUGGUUCAUAUUUUCGAAAUCGAAGAACAGGAAUGACUUCAUAUUUUGGCUAGGCUUUCCUCAUUAUAUAAAUAAUUGAUUGUCAAUGUUUGGAAAGUUUGUCAUUAAAUAGCAUUUUCUUCAUAACAACCUUAGGAAAAUGUCAGUAAGAGUAUCGUCUUCAUUGGACGCUCCACAAUGCGAAUUUUUGUCCGAUAUUUUUAUUUUCAAAAUUCACAAUAAGUCUAAUUAACGAUAGCUGUAAACAAGUAAGUUUAAAAAAGAUAAGAAAUUAUCUACAAUAAAAGUUAUUACAAUUUUUGGCAUGAUUACGGAGAUAGACAUAGACCGUUACGGUUUUUCUCCAAAUGGCGGCACUUCCGUCCUCUAAAUUUGUAAGGAUUUUGAGCAUUUAUUCAGUAAGUAAUACCAAAGAAUACAUAAUACAGAUUAAUCUGUAUUCUUUGGUGAUACUGAAUCUAUUUAUCUAUUUUUUUUAAACAACUCCUGUAAUUUAGUGCAAGAAAAAAUUCUCUAUUAUUUGUAGUAUGAAUCAAUUGUCAUUCGGGUGUUCACUUUCCAUGAAAAUAUUGUAUAUCUACACGGCUAACGGCAAUAAAAUCUUGGAAAUUUGAAUUUAAAAAUAUCGCCAC